AUGAUUCAUAUUGUCAGUCAAUUGGAGGACGAAGAUGCUGUUGACGAUCUUGGUCACGUGGUUCAAGCGGUCGCAACUGACACUGCACUGAUUUUCACUUCCCUCUUGGCUUUACAGGACAUCCAACCCAACAUGGGUCCGACGCAUGUCUGGCCUGGUACCAACACAGUGGAACACCACGCAACGCUUUGGGGUUCGCACAUCACUGGUAAACUGUCAGUUGAAGGUGCUGACGAGGCCUUUGGCGUAGCGCAUCGGAAGAUGACUCUGAGACAAGGAGAUUUGGUCCUCUACGACUCUCGGACGAUGCACUGUGGAGGUGCAAACAUGUCAGAUCAGCGUAGAUCUGUGUUCUGCGUAUCCACCAUGGGGCCCGGGAUUCGACCCGAUGGUACAACGUGGACUAUGCUGGGCUCCCUUCGAGGGAGGUUGAGACUCUCAGACUUCCCCCUGUCCAAGGAUGCAGUCGCGGCUCCGACCGCUUCCUCUGUUGCGGACGCAGGCAAUGCGUUGCCGCUGCCCUCAGCUGAUGUGAAAACAAAGCUGAGCAAAGAAGCAGGCAUUCAAGAAGCCGAGCAGCGGGGGGUGCCACCGUUGGAAGAGUGGCAGGCUGCGGUGCAGUGCAGCUUUUGUGGAAAAUGGAGGCCAUGCGGUGCAGAUGAAGCCCCCAGGCUCAUGCAGGCAGACAAUGGUUUUGCCUGCAAAUUGGUUGGCUUCUCCUGCAACCAGGAGCAACGGUACAGCAACGAAGAGAUUGAUGCGAUCUUCUAG
Cladocopium goreaui is the source of this 771-nucleotide messenger RNA. NCBI's taxonomy places the organism in Eukaryota, Dinophyceae, Suessiales, Symbiodiniaceae. The record is from the annotation of a GenBank genome assembly.